This is a messenger RNA of Cucurbita pepo subsp. pepo (vegetable marrow), 1255 nucleotides long. Its product is annotated as Core-2/I-branching beta-1,6-N-acetylglucosaminyltransferase family protein. The record is from RefSeq and is a predicted model, not a curated record. NCBI's taxonomy places the organism in Eukaryota, Viridiplantae, Streptophyta, Magnoliopsida, Cucurbitales, Cucurbitaceae. Gene Ontology annotation, cellular component: membrane. Gene Ontology annotation, molecular function: glycosyltransferase activity.
UUCAUCUCCCCGUGAUUAUCCCGCUGCCCUCUCCGCCGCAGCCUCACCUCCGAUCAAGCGCCGUCCGGUCAAUUUCCGAUUUGGGUUUCAAAGAUCUGGCAAAAAUGAAGAGCCAAAUUCAAAGCCCGAAGCUGAUCCAUAUCCAUCUUAGCUUCUUCAACGUCGUCCCUUACAUCCUCCUCUUCACCGCCGGAAUCACCGCCGGAGUUUUCCUCACUUUCUAUCUCUCAAAUUUCUCCAUCAGCUUAAACCUCACCCAGAUCCCUCCUUCGAUUUCUUCCCCGGUGACCGGACCCCGGGUGGGGUUGGAGGAGUAUUUGAAACCGCCGGAAGUAAUGCACGACAUGGAGGAUGAGGAGCUUUUGUGGAGAGCUUCAAUGGCGGCCGGAAUUCGGGAAUUCCCGUUCCGGCGGGUUCCGAAGGUGGCAUUCAUGUUCUUGUCGAGAGGGCCAAUGUAUUUGGCGCCUCUUUGGGAAGAGUUCUUCAAGGGAAAUGAAGGGCUUUACUCGGUUUACAUUCACUCUGAUCCUUCUUAUAAUCAUUCUUUCCCGGAAAGCCCUGUUUUCCAUGGUCGAAGAAUUCCGAGCAAGGAAGUGGGAUGGGGAAAAGUGAACAUGAUCGAGGCAGAACGGCGCCUAAUUUCAAACGCCCUCCUCGAUAUUUCAAACGAGCGAUUCGUUCUUCUCUCAGAAGCCUGUAUUCCUCUCUUCAACCUCUCUACCGUAUACUCUUUCCUCAUGAACUCCACCAUGAAAAGCUUCGUUAUGAGCUACGAUGAGCCAAGUAACGUCGGUCGUGGCCGAUAUAGGGCUAAGAUGUUCCCACCCAUCUCCCUAAAACAAUGGCGGAAAGGCUCGCAGUGGUUCGAGAUGGACAGAGACACCGCCGUUGCCGUCGUCUCUGACCGGAAAUACUUCCCUGUCUUCCAAAAGUAUUGCAAAGGCCAAUGCUACUCCGAUGAACACUACUUGCCCACCUUGGUCAAUGUUUUGGGCUGGGACAGGAAUGCUAAUCGGAGUUUGACUUGGGUUGACUGGUCAAAGGGUGGCCCACAUCCAACGAGAUUCUCGCGGUCAGAUAUCCACGUGGAGCUUUUACAGAGGCUAAGGAAUCAAACUGAGUGUACGAAAAGUAAAACGGAGGGGACAGGUGUUUGCUUCCUAUUCGCUAGAAAGUUUUCUCCGAACACAUUGGGAAGGCUGAUGAAAAUUGCACCAAAGGCCUUGCACUUUGGGAGAUAGAUAGAUUAGAGAAA